CAGACGGCUGCGAGAGGCAGCGGAGGGCGAGAGCGCGGCGGCGGCGGCUGCGGCCGUGCCCGGCGGGGCUGGCAGGCAGCGGGCCCGCACGUCAGCGGGGCGGGCGGCGGCGGCGCCGUUAAAGGCCGGCGGCGGCAGGGGCUGUGCUCGGAGCCGGCGGCGGAGCGAGGCAGAGAGAGGAGGCGGCGGCGGCGGCUCCUCCGGCCACCAUGUCGGGCACCCGGGCGUCCAACGACCGCACCAGCCACGCCGGCGGCGGCGGGCUCAAGCGGGCGCGCAGCGAGCCGGGCGGUAACAAAGUGACGGUGGUGCUGGGGGCGCAGUGGGGGGACGAAGGCAAGGGCAAGGUUGUUGACCUGUUGGCCACCGAGUCGGACGUGGUGUGCCGGUGCCAGGGUGGUAAUAACGCAGGUCAUACUGUGGUUGUUGAUGGGAAAGAAUAUGAUUUCCACCUGUUUCCUAGCGGCAUCAUUAAUCCAAAGGCAAUUUCUUUUAUUGGUAAUGGAGUGGUUAUACAUUUACCAGGCCUAUUUGAAGAAGCUGAAAAGAAUGAGAAGAAAGGUUUAAAAGACUGGGAGAAAAGACUGAUUAUAUCAGACAGAGCACAUAUAGUGUUUGACUUUCACCAGGCAGUAGAUGGGCUCCAGGAAGUGCAACGUCAAGCACAAGAAGGAAAAAAUAUUGGCACAACAAAGAAGGGGAUUGGACCAACAUAUUCUUCCAAAGCUGCACGAACAGGUCUUCGAAUUUGUGACCUCCUUUCUGACUUUGAUGAAUUUUCUUCAAGAUUUAAAAAUCUGGCACAACAAUACAAGUCAAUGUUUCCAACAUUGGAAAUAGAUAUAGAAGGACAACUGAAAAAGCUAAAGGGAUAUGCUGAAAAAAUAAGACCGAUGGUUCGAGAUGGUGUAUAUUUUAUGUAUGAAGCUCUUCAUGGCUCCCCAAAGAAGAUCCUUGUUGAAGGAGCCAAUGCAGCACUACUUGAUAUUGACUUUGGCACGUAUCCUUUCGUGACUUCAUCGAACUGCACUGUAGGUGGUGUAUGCACUGGACUUGGCAUUCCCCCCCAGCACGUUGGUGAUGUGUAUGGCGUGGUGAAGGCGUAUACUACUCGGGUGGGAAUUGGAGCCUUCCCCACUGAGCAGAUUAAUGAAAUUGGAGAUCUUUUACAGUCCCGUGGCCACGAAUGGGGAGUAACAACAGGCAGAAAGAGACGCUGUGGCUGGUUAGAUCUUGUCAUUUUGAAAUAUGCUCAUAUGAUCAACGGAUUCACUGCCUUGGCCUUAACAAAGCUGGAUAUUCUUGAUGUCCUCGAUGAGAUUAAAAUUGGUGUUGCUUACAAAUUGGGUGGAAAAAGAAUUCCAUAUUUUCCAGCUAAUCAAGAGAUAUUACAGAAGGUGGAAGUAGAGUACGAAACAAUGCCUGGGUGGAAGACUGACACAACUGGUGCACGAAAAUGGGAGGACCUCCCACCCAAGGCCCAGAAUUACAUCCGAUGUGUGGAAAACCAUGUUGGAGUGCCAGUCAAAUGGGUCGGAGUUGGAAAAUCAAGAGAGUCAAUGAUCCAGCUGUUUUAAACAAAGGAAGAACUUCAGUGAUGAGAAGCACAGUUCAGCGUUCAUCUGUUCCUUACUGCUGCUUCUUCAAAUGGAGACGCUGUGUAAAACCAACAUGUUCUUCUAGGAAUGGAAUAGAAACAAAAUACGUAUUCUGCAUUGUAUCAUUUUAUUUAUCUUAAAUGUCUCAGUACGUUCACUGUAAAAUCUACUUGGUGGCCAUCAUCAAAAAAAAGUGCAUAACAAAAUAAGGAAAAUAUAUAUUUUAAUUUGAGCCAUGUUACUAUUUGAAAGACAUCCAGAGUUAUUCCUUCUUGCUGAAGCUGGUAUUAAGCCUUUUCCAGCAGUUACUGGGUGACUUUAGAAUUGUAAAGAUUGCAUUUAUUCUUCAGGUGUUUAAAGUCUGUGUCUUUAGAUUGGCAGUAAUAAAAGAGACACUGUGUACUUAGAGUGUAGGAUUAUAUAGAUUUUCAAUUUAUAAAAUACAGUAAAGUUAGGUAGGUAUUUUUGACUGCACAAAGCAAAGCAAAUACAAUUAUCUAUAAUUUUUAUAUAACUAUUUUUUUAAUAGCCCACUAAAAUGUAUGGAGAGAAGCUAAAGUAUUUUUAUCACAGAGCCUAUUCAAGUACCUGAAGUGACAUCUGCAGAGGGGCCAAGCUGGAGAAAGUUGACCUAAUAAUUCUUUCAAAUACCCUGUGUACUAACAGGCAGUCCCUGUGGAGACUGUCAGAUGUGCAGUCUUCAUUUUAUGCAGUAGGUAAGGAGUGAAUGAAGAUGGAGGAAAGGUCCUCAGGGUACAGAACACAUGGGGAGAGUGGAGCCAAAACAACACGUGUUUUCUCAGUGAACCUGAGAUAUUUCUUCCUGCUAAUGCAGUGAUUGUCAUUUCCAAAGUUUUACUGGAGUUAUCUGUUGAGGAACUUGGGACUUGCGGCUCUGUAUGGCACACUUGCUUCCACAGCUCCAAUGUUUCCAAGAAUAAAUCAAUGCAUGACUUAAUGAUGACUGCUGCAGUAUUUACACCCCUCACACAUAUUGACCUUCCUCAGCAAAAUGUAAUACCUAAUAAUAGAAGGGGAUGACAUAUGGCAGCCAGGGUUCAGACAUGUAGAAGCCGUGGAGAAGUCCCCAGAAUCUUCAAGAAGGUUGGAUUUCUUUGUGGAACUUCUAUAAUGGCUAUAUUGCAAGAGCUCUCAAAAAAAGACCUACCUCUUGUAGAGGAAAAAGAAUACGCUAGAAGCUGAGUUAUUCCAAAACUGGAAUUUUCAGAGUAGUUGUUUCUUUUCUAUAUAUGUCUCAGAGAGCUAUAAAAAUAUUUUUAUAUCAUUCCCUGAGGCUGUGGAAAAAGGCAUCACAACCAGUAAUGUCAUUAUGUAAUGUGUGAAAAUAAUCCCUUUUCUGUGAUAGUAACUCAAAGGAUACAAGACAAUAACAUUCUUUGCAUCAGAGAAGGGGAGAAACAAAAACCUAUCUUGUGUAGCUCAUGUUCAAAUCCAUUUGUGUUAAGAAACAAUUGCAAAAGUACCAGUGUAAGCACAUAGCAUGCGCUUAUUUUAACUCUUUACAGAUGUGUUGCUGCUGGUAGGGCAGAAUUUUUACACCUUCUCACUGCAGUACCGUCUUGUCCUACCCAGGUCACCACAGACUAUGGCUUCAUGCCUUAAUCAAAUGCUUAACAUCUAAUAAAAAGAUCCCAAAGUUGUGAAUCCAUAAUUCAGCCCCAAUUCCUUUGUUGGUCUUUGACAAGUCAUUUAAUUUCUAUUACCGUUUUGCAAUCUAUAAAUUGGCAAUUAGGAAAACUUCCUCACCUAUUUUACACUAUGUUUCAGAUGUCUGUGGGACAAGUCCUGUAGUCCUUGCUCUAAAAUACGUGAAGAACCUCUAGCCUUCAUAUUAAUGAGUGCUCUUAUGAAAGAGCAAUGAGAUUUGUGACCUUCUUUAAUGUUUGCAAAGCACUUGUGAAAGGUGCUUGGUAAGUACUAAUUAGUACAAGCACUGUGAAAUAUAUGUCAUUUAUAUGAGGUAAUUUAAGCAUAAGGAUGCUUGGAGAUGCGGUAAUUAAAUUUUGUUUUCAUGUGGCUUAACCUUGUGACAUUGGCCUACUGGAUGGUCUAGAUAUAUUCCUUUUCUUGGCCUCAUUUUCACAGGUGUAUUUGUGUUAGGGAUGGACACUACAUUUAAGCUUUAUUUGAUUUAUAGACUAAGUCCACAACAACUAAGAAGCCACUUGGUGCACUGAAUAACUGGAUUCAAUCUGAGGGAAGUAUUUGGCAUAUUAAAAAGAAUAAAUAAAUAAUAAAAAACUACAGUUUUAACCUUAAUUUUCACAAGAUUACUCUCGUUUGCCUUAUCUUUCACUUUCCAGUAUUUUUUUCCAUUAAGUCUCCAUUAGGUGUACAUUGCCUGUAGUUCCAUUCGAGGUUUCUUCAGAAACACAGUGAUGUUGACAAUGGACUUGAUACAGUAGACAAUUACCCUGUGAUUUACUCUUUUGCAGUAAAAAUAUCAUGCAUUUCAUUUCAUAGCAUUUUUUUUAAUGAAAUUUUACUCCUACUGAAUUUCACGUGUUGUCAUUGAAUUAGAUGUGAAUAAGUUCAGUUUUUUAUUGAAAAGCUCUCUAAUCUACUGAGUGACAUAAUGCUUGAUUAGAACUCUUUAAAUGUAAAGCUGUUUUCAUUCGGGCUGUUUCCCAUUAUUUGUUGGAUUAUUUUGGAUUGUUUGGAAUUUCAUUUUAAUAACAAUCACUGUGAUGAAUUUGACUUCUUCUUUCUCCCCAACUAAAUGCAGUAAUAAUGACUGAAAUAGGUUGAUGCAUCAUCCUGUUAGAUAUCGUGAUGGAAGAAUAAGGGUAAAUGUCUACCAAAACAACACAAUUUGUUGGAAAAAUUAAAGUUUUUAAAAAGCAGCAACUACUGAUUCACUCAUGCACAUUAAUAUAGUUGACAUAUUUGCUCACACUUACCCUUAUAACAUGGCCUUCUUAGUCAGGUGUGUGCUUCUAACACGUGCAGUAUAGGAUUUUGAAGCUUUUGUAAUUUUUAAUUUGGCUUUCUAUGGUCUGACAGUUCUGGCAUGAUGCACUUUAUAAAAGGAAAGAAAAGCAUUUCCAUAGUAAUGUGCAAACUAUGCUUACAUCUUUCCCUCUAUGCAGAUUUUUCAGAUGAAUUUUGGAUCCACACCUGUUAUUUUGUCCUGGAAGACACAUUAAAAUCAAUUUGAAGUAA
Oxyura jamaicensis (ruddy duck) is the source of this 4781-nucleotide messenger RNA. RefSeq names its product adenylosuccinate synthetase isozyme 1 A. The transcript is spliced from 13 exons. The coding region runs from base 210 to 1577 and encodes 455 amino acids. Gene Ontology annotation, molecular function: GTP binding; adenylosuccinate synthase activity. Gene Ontology annotation, cellular component: cytoplasm. Gene Ontology annotation, biological process: IMP metabolic process; 'de novo' AMP biosynthetic process. The record is from RefSeq and is a predicted model, not a curated record. NCBI's taxonomy places the organism in Eukaryota, Metazoa, Chordata, Aves, Anseriformes, Anatidae.